AAAACAAAACAAAUUUCACAAAAUACACAAAUUUGUAAAUCAAAUCGUAGAACCGUCGUCUUGAGCUCAAUAAUCAAUUUAUUAUUAUUACUACCUCCGCUCUAAUAAGGAAUGAGUAAACACGUUCAUUAAUACAGAAGAUUUAUAAAUGCUCUUCGGACAUGGAAGAAGAAACACAAGACGAUAAGCUUUCCGCUUCUAUUUUCUCACGACACAGGAGUCCAACAUUUAGUAGAAAUGAAGUUCAAACCUUAAUAAAUAUAGUUGAAAGGCAUAAAUACACAAUCCUUAAUAAAUCAACUAAUUCAGCUGUGAACCAGGCCAAAGAGCUUUCAUGGGAGAAGAUAACUAAUAUAUUUAACAGUAGGGGUUUCAAGCAUGAGAGAACCACAGAUUCUUUGAAGACGAAGUGGGAGAAUCUUAAGAAAGAUGCAAGAAAACUUGCUAAAAAUUUAGUAGAUGAUAACAACAGUUACAGUGAUCUGACUAGGCAAAUAGUGGCCAUGAUGUCUGACGUAGAGGCCAAUGCUCCUAUGGAACAGAGCCAAAACAUGGAGGAUAAUGAUGAAUUUAAUGAGCCUGUUUCAAAUGAUGAAAAAGAAAGUCAAAACUUGAAAAUAAAGUCCUAUUGGGAAAGUGUAGAAGAGAAGGAUUCUGACGACUCGCAUGAUGGAAAUGAUGGAGAAAAGAGAACUAACCGAUCCCUCAAUUUCGCCCCGCAAGAGUGCAGCCUCCUACUGGAAUGUGUACGGAAAGAAAAGAGGUUUGUAUUCUCUAAAGAAUAUAACGCACACGCCAUUGGGUUGAAGAAUAAAGCUUGGAAAAGGAUAUCUGAAGCUUUCAACAAUAAGAGCCCUCAAAAGAGAUCCCAGAAGGUUUUACGUACAAAGUUCAAUAACAUGAAAACAGUGGCUAAAACCAUGGGUAUCAAAGAUGCUGUUAGGAAUUUUGAUAUAAAUAAUACAAAACAUGAUAAAUUGAUAAAUGAAAGCGCCAAGCCAAUCAAGUCAGAGCCUAUGUUCGAAAUGGAACUGGAGCUAAACGGGCCAGAUGACGACGACCGUCACAACUCGGACAGCAACCACUUCGCGCCAGAUCCUCUCAGCACUGUCCUUAAUAGCGAUUCAGGAAUAGGUUCAACACACUCGAGUUCUUGGAGUCAAGAUAAUAAAGAAGUAGCAAAUUUAAAAUUGAAACUAUUAAAUUACAAAAUGGAAACAGCGAGACUGGAAAGACAAAGGCUAGAAGAAGCCGCUCGCGCAUCAGCCGCAACCCGCGAGUCCGACUCCAUCGCCGCUGCCCUACGACUCCGUGCCGCGCGCCUCGAAGCCGUCGCGGCCGCCGCCAAGCUGCCGCCGCAGCACCCCGCGCUACUCUACACUCCCGAGGAACAGCCCGCGGAGAGAUACUUGCGGCAGUAUGAACAUACUUGAAGAUGUUAGUACUUUUUUUAUUAUUGUAACUUUUUGAACGGGACAGUUGAACGCUUUGAUCGCUAAGAACAAUUUUAAAGUCGAGAGUUGUCGGGCCCGUAGCGCACAAAUUAUAAGUAUACUAUCAAAGUAACAUUCAGGUGUUCAAAGUUUACAUUUGUUUUGGCAUGUGCAUGAUGAAUUUACGAAUAGAUAUCACAAGUUUUGAGGUCCAACUUAUCAAAGCUCCUAAGUAUGUUUAUAAAAUGAAGCUAACAAUUUUAUACAAUAAGCUGGAGGGUUAUUUGUACUGAACCACCAAUCCAUACUAAUAUUAUAAAGGCGAAAGUGUGUCUGUCUGUCUGUUACCUCUUCACGCUUAAGCCGCAAUACCGAUUUAGUUGAAAUUUGGUAUUGAGAUAGUUUGAGUCCCGGGGAAGGACAUAGGAUAGUUUUUAUGCCGGAAAUCAUCCCUGAAGAGAGUGCAAAGGGGGGUGGAAUUGAAAGAGUUAAUAAAUCGCCUAAUCAUUGAAGUAAGCAAUGCGCGAAUUGAAUGAUUGCUAUUAGCAUUAUCCAGGCGCUAUACCUACUUUAGCUGCUGUCACUAAUUCCACGCAGACGAAGUCGCGGGCAAAAGCUAGUAUUUUUAUAGACAGCGUAAGCUCUUAUGAUGAAUUUGUUUGUAAAUGUUCUUAUGAUAUGACAUUUCGAGCUCGUGUAAGGGUGUUCUUGGCGGUCAACGGGUUAAGUCAUUAAGUUCGGCAGUGACAUUCGUAGUCUAUAGAUUUGUCACUUUUGUUAUAAGUACCACCGAAGGAAUUUCAAAUGAAAAUACAAUAACUUAGAUACGAAAAUUUGUAUAUUUUACUUAAUUGCAUUUUACAUGAUGAUAAAUUAUAAUUCGAUAUUAAAAUUAAUAUUUUUUAAA
This is a messenger RNA of Cydia splendana, 2340 nucleotides long. RefSeq lists its product as uncharacterized. Bases 162 to 1433 code for a protein of 423 amino acids. The transcript has 9 exons. The record is from RefSeq and is a predicted model, not a curated record. Lineage: Eukaryota; Metazoa; Arthropoda; Insecta; Lepidoptera; Tortricidae.